Alosa sapidissima (American shad) is the source of this 6766-nucleotide messenger RNA. RefSeq names its product leucine rich repeat containing 4C, genome duplicate a (gene lrrc4ca). Gene Ontology annotation, cellular component: postsynaptic density membrane; plasma membrane; glutamatergic synapse. The transcript is spliced from 3 exons. Gene Ontology annotation, molecular function: cell-cell adhesion mediator activity. Gene Ontology annotation, biological process: regulation of axonogenesis; synaptic membrane adhesion; modulation of chemical synaptic transmission. Bases 1853 to 3799 code for a protein of 648 amino acids. Lineage: Eukaryota; Metazoa; Chordata; Actinopteri; Clupeiformes; Clupeidae. The record is from RefSeq and is a predicted model, not a curated record.
ACACACGCGUACCCAUAUUCAUGCGGUUACCUCGACAGCUUCUUUCAUGGCAUCAGGAGUUUUGCCAUUAAUCGGCAUGCACCUUGAGGUAAAAUAACGAGACGUUCAUGGAUUAAGGAAAUUCUCCCAUUUAUCCAAGUGGGACCUGUUACUUGGAGGAUAGGCUAUUCAGUGAAAGCUACAGGGAAAGCAAGAAACGCGUUCAGUCUCCUGCACGGACUGCAGCGUCUAUGACGGAGUAGCCUACAAGUCCAACAUUUCCUUCAGGAGACGCACACAGACAAAUUCGGAGAGUGGAAAUCUCUGCGCCUCGGUCUGGGACUGCCAGAAGGAAACCUCACCACAAUAAUCUUUUGGAGAUACAGUACAUGCUCAAUUGAAAUGUUUCGCAGUUAGACCAUAUUUGGCUUGGUUUAGAUCAUCAGAAACAAUGUGGAUCACUAAAGUCACCAUAUAUUGACUGGUUGGUUUCCUCUCAAUAGACUUCACUUACGGCGGUCCAUCACCCUGCGGUCCUGGGGUUGACCAGUGGAUUUGGGCGUCCUGAAACCGGAGAUACCAGAGAAGAAGCUAUGGGGGAGAAUGCUUGGGCGCAGUGAGUUAGAGAUGGAUGCUCAGACAAAAGCUGACGGAGAGAGCCUCUGAUGAAUGCCCACGCUGACACCGUGAUGGGUCUACGCAAAUGAUAACUAAAGGAAUCUCUAAAUAUGGUUGUUUUUUAAAAAUAGCUUUACCUCUAGGCUAUAUCGCCAUUACUUGCUCGAGAGAAGACUGUGGUGUUACAAGUUUACGCAGCAUGUAUUCUUACAUUUCAUUUUAAAAAAGCGUUUGUCAAGAGGACCUUGGAGUUCUUCAUCACUGGCGCUGAUUCAUCUCUCCAGAAACAGACAGAAAGCCGUCCAGGCUUUAUUCCCUGUGUUGUGAAUUUCACUGACCCAAACGUGAGAUUCCACACCAAAGGUUGACCGGAACCCCAUUUAAGGACAGAAAAAACGCGAAUAAAGGGAUCUGGGAAUCCGCACCAGGUUGUGAGUUGAAAUCUAAUCAGAUUGGCGGGGUUGAACUGGGUCGAAGACGGAUAAGAAAAGUUGGAACCAUGGCGGAGGAAUAGUACGAAAUAUUUGCCUCUCUUUUCUCCUUCGUUCGAUUGAAUAUCAGAGACCCCACGAGGUAAUCAUUAGCCAUUCGCCGGUUUUAGACUGUGUGAUGAUGCGCCGCAGUUUGGGUGAGGAUAUACAAUAUGCAGAUAUACGUUGAUAUAUUGAGAUAUGAGGCAUGAAGCAUCAAUUUGGAAAGAAACAGCAAACCCUCUGCGUCGUUGGUAAUAGUAGUAAAGAUCACCAGGACAAAGGGUGUAGAAUGAAUGUUCCUCGUAGCACCACGGGCUUACUAUUUGUUUCAUAAAGGCACUCGGAGGUGUUCCUUCUCACAUUCUAAGUGAAGAAACACAUGCUUGGAUGGAGCAAUUGAUCAAUCGGCACGUCCGUCUCAAAGCUUGCACAGCGAAACAUUUCAUGAGGAUCUAUCGUCACCUAUACCUGUAAUAUUUGGGUUCCGGAUAAACAGUACGUGGUUUCGAAAGAGAGACAAACUAUUUUCAAGGAGCCUAACACAUUUACUGGAGAAUUGCGGAUGGAUUUUGGUUGCAGUUGUCGAGCGGAGCAAACUGAAGACCGGCGCCUUUGCUUCUGAGAUUUCCACCACUCACUCGUCUUUAAAGGGGCAGCCAGCAGCCAGCAGCCAGCGACUGCAUGCGAAGACAUCCGGAGAUCACGGACACUGCGACUGACUUGGCAGACUGUCCGAAUCACACCAAUUCCCAAAGAGUCGACAACCAGCCAAUGAAUUAUGAAUGUUGAACAAGAUGACGUCCUCUCCGCAGCAGCAGCAGACCAUGAGAGGUCCUAGGUGGAACCGGGCCCUGUCCGACCCGCUGUUCGUGCUGCUGCUCUUCCUCCAGCUGCUGGUGGUGGCGGGCUUGGUGCGUGCCCAGACCUGUCCUUCUGUCUGCUCCUGCAGCAACCAGUUCAGCAAGGUCAUUUGCACUCGCCGCGGCCUGCGCGACGUGCCCGACGGCAUCUCCACCAACACGCGCUACCUGAACCUGCAGGAGAACCUCAUCCAGGUGAUUAAGGUGGACAGCUUCAAGCACCUGCGCCACCUGGAGAUCCUGCAGCUCAGCAAGAACCAGAUCCGCAACAUCGAAAUUGGCGCCUUCAACGGCCUGUCCAGUCUCAACACACUGGAGCUGUUCGACAACCGGCUCACCACUAUCCCCAAUGGGGCCUUCGAGUACCUGUCCAAGCUCAAGGAUCUCUGGCUCCGUAAUAACCCCAUUGAAAGCAUCUCGUCCAAUGCCUUCAACCGUGUGCCCUCGCUGCGGCGCCUGGACCUGGGAGAGCUACGCCGGCUCACCUAUAUCUCGGACACGGCCUUCGAGGGCCUCAGCAACCUGCGCUACCUGAACUUGGGCAUGUGCAACCUGAAGGAGAUCCCCAAUCUGCACCCGCUGGUGCGGCUGGGCGAGAUGGAGAUGUCCGGCAACCAGCUGGCCAACAUCCGACCGGGCUCCUUCAAGGGCCUGGUGCACCUGCAGAAGCUGUGGAUGAUGCACGCCCAGAUCCAGACCAUCGAGCGCAACGCGUUCGACGACCUGCAGUCGCUGGUGGAGCUCAACCUGGCGCACAACAACCUCACACUGCUGCCACAUGACCUCUUCACGCCACUGCACCACUUGGAGCGGGUGCAGCUGCACCACAACCCCUGGAACUGCAACUGCGACAUCCUGUGGCUCAGCUGGUGGCUGAAGGAGAUGGUGCCAGGCAACACCAGCUGCUGCGCCCGCUGCAGCAGCCCGGCCAGCUUCCGGGGACGCUACAUCGGCGAGCUGGAUCAGAGCAACUUCCACUGCUACGCACCGGUCAUCGUGGAGCCGCCCGCAGACCUCAACGUGACGGAGGGCAUGGCGGCCGAGCUGAAGUGCCGCGCUAGCUCGCUGACCUCGGUCAGCUGGAUCACGCCGAACGGCUCGAUCGUGACGCACGGCAACUACCAGGUGCGCAUCUCGGUGCUCAACGAUGGCACGCUCAACUUCACCAACGUCACCAUGCAGGACACGGGCACGUACACGUGCAUGGUGAGCAACUCGGCGGGCAACACUACGGCCUCGGCCACGCUCAAUGUCUCCUCCACCGAGACCAGCACCUUCACCUACUUCACCACGGUCACCGUGGAGACCAUGGAGCACGAGGAAGGCCACGCCACCGUGCCGCAGCGGGUCGGCCCGACCCCUUCCUCCGGCCUCUGGGAGUCAUCCUCCACGCUAGCCACCACCACCACCACCGCCGCCGCACGCCUGCCGCAGUCCACCAAGUCCACGGAGCGGCCCUACACCGUCCCUGUCACCACCCUGGGCGAGGGGCCCUUCAACGGGCUGGACGAGGUGAUGAAGACCACCAAGAUCAUCAUCGGCUGCUUCGUGGCCAUUACGCUCAUGGCGGCCGUGAUGCUCAUCAUCUUCUACAAGAUGCGCAAGCAGCACCACCAACAGAACCACCACGCCCCAGCACGCAGCAUCGAGAUCAUCACCGUGGACGAGGACUGUGUGCCCGGCGGGCAGGCCAUGGAGCGCCACCUGGCCCUGGCACAGCUCGAGCACGAGCACCUCAACCACUACAAUGCCAACUUCAAGACCCCCUACAACCAUGUGACCACCAUCAACUCCAUACACAGCUCAGCGCACGAACCUUUGCUAAUCCGUGCGGGCUCGAAAGACAAUGUGCAAGAGACCCAAAUCUGAUCUUGUGUUUUCAUGAUGAGAAUCAAAAUGGACUCAACUAGAGAAACAUUAAGACUAUUGACUAUUAAGAGGAUGACAAAAAAAUAUUAGGAACUGACAGAUCGGUAUCUAUAAGUAGGCGAUGAUGGAUACGUAUUGACAUUGGGAACUAGGGUAUGUCAACUGUUUCAAAAGUGUCUUUACAAAACAGAAGUUAUUUAUUUAAGAAAAAAAUCUAUUGUGGUUAAAUCAAGAAAAAAUGUAUCUUGCAAUUAUUUUUUCAGCACUUAUAUCUUCAUGUUUUGCUUUUUUAAUUGUCCCUUUUUUUUCUUUUAUAAUGGUUGGUUGGUGGUUGGUUUACUAAUAUGCUUCUAAACUCUGUGUAAAUCUAAUCGAGACCAUUCUCUGUACGAAAGGAGCCCAAUGCCACCUUCCAAACAAGAGAUGAUUCAGUGCAUAUCCUGUUGUUUCUCGUCUUGCACUGUCCAGAGCAUCCAUGUUGUCGUCUCACUUUAGGCAUAAUGCACCACAUGUCAUUUUUAAAGUCGCCCCUCUGCCCCCAAAUUAAUUGUUCUAAUCUCCAGUGGCCAUCUGUUAAUUUAGAUUAAGGGCUCGGUCCUUUUAAAAAGUUUUUGAGCGAGGCCUUGUCUGUGGUUAAAUCCGAUAACGACUUGGAAUCACCCUAAGGCUGCCACUCACAAGCAUCAGACACAGGCGCAAACUUGGGUUUUGACAAGUGAAUGGAUUUGGGUCACAAAGUGAUGAACAUAUGCCCCCUAUUUUAAACUAAGCCAAAACUCAGAACCCAGGGCCUGUGGAGACACAAAAGCUACUGAAUUACUCAGAGCUGUGAGGAGAGCAGAGCUCUUAAAAGCCCAAUGAUAAACAUUCAUGAAUGGACAAUUAAAUAUAGAUUUAUGUGUGACACUGAUGCAACAGCCCAGAACAGAGCUAGUAGUCCUGUGGGUGGGACACACGCACACACACGCACACACACACACACACACACACACAGAGAUUCAGUUAUAAGCCCUAGCCAGACCCCAUCUGACAGGCCUCAGCUCUCACUGCUUUCUGCUGCUGUGCCUCACACCACUGCAGAUGUGCCAGCAAAUUACCCUCCAAAAAUACUCCCCAAACCUCCAUCACCGCCGUUUAUCAGCUCCUUCACACCCCCAAUCCCCCACCCCACCCCCAUGUCUCCCUAGUCCCUGCUGUGUCCAAACACAUUGCCUCUCAUCUGUCUGAAACAAUCACCUCACAGCCUUAGCCCAGGCCUGCUGCAGCUGCAGCGUCCCCUCUGCCAGCCUCCCAAGUAGGAGAGCCCAGAGGAGAGGCCAUGGCGGAGACGCCAGAUCCCGGGCCGAGGAGAUGAGCCGAUCUGGGACUUGGCAGGUAGCUGGAGCUGCUAAACAGAUGUCCAGGUUUUUUACGAACAUCUUACUUAUCGGUCGUUCAGGACUCAUCUCUUUUAAAAAAAAAAAAAAAUGGAAGAGUCCUGAGACUAACCGGCAGCAGAUGCAACAUCAAAAGAGGAAAGGCAUCCCUGAGAAUUAAAAUAAAAAAGCCCUGAUGUAUAUGAAACAACAUGGGGAAUCAUAAUGUGAUUGCCAAACAAACACUGCUCAUUUUCCAUGAUGAGAAAGCCCCCAGAGCUUCUAGUUUCCCCCUGUCCCGUCCACUCUACAGUCAAGAGUCCAAGGCUUUUUUAAACAAGAAGUUGUUGUGUUCAUAGUCAUCUAGUAUCAUCAAUUGUCUCAUGAUAAUGAUCUACUUCUCAUAUAAAGUUUAACCAGGAAAGAACGGUAAUUAUUCAAACCUCCUGCUUUUAUGCUUUGAGAGGAAAAGUACCCCCAUUAUAAUUCCAAAUAAAUAACGUGAAAAUGUACUUUAACAGUCACCAUGGAAACCAACAGAGAAAUGGAUGAACACAAAAAUGGUGAGUUAGUAACCACAAGCCCCUGAGUGGACUACUGUAUCUGAGAUGGAGAUUUGGGCUAAUACAUCUGUUACAAACAUUUCUGUUCUAUUUUAUUAUCAUUGUUAGAUUUCAGAUUGAUUUGUCAUUUAAUAUAAAGUGAAGUUCACAUUCAAAAUUUAUAGACAUCGUGGGUACAUUUUCUUCGGACAAUUCUUCAACCAUGAUGGCUCUGUAUUUAUUCUGUAUUUAUCAGUGUGUCUGUGUCAAGCGACAAAUUUUAUUUUUGUAAUUCACCAGCUGAAUCAGGUGCCAUGGAAUAUACAACACACAAAAUUCAUUUGAACUGACUCAGAAAAAAAUAAAAUAAUUAAGAAAUAAAGAAAUGAUACUAUGAUAUUGAAGCAAAAACAUUUUUCUAAAUGCAGCUCAUGUAUGAGUGUACCCAUUUAUGCCCACAUGGAGUUUAGAGCCAUGGUAAACCGCUAUGACAUGUUUAUACAUUUCAUUUGGAUUGUAUUUGAGUCAUGUACAGGAUGACACUGGAUUGUCCAUGUUGGAACCUUGGUCAACCUCAAAGGGUUCUUCAGUAUCUAUGCUCCCAUCCAUGUUCAUUUGGUAAAUAUGUUUUAGAGUUUGGCUGUGAAUUCUAGUGAUUGCUACUCCUUUUGUAACAUCGCAUCAUGUGAACAUCUGUGUGUUUUGGGUCGGGAGACGGGAUUAGACUAUUUUGUUUGUUGGUUUCUUUUUUUUUGUUCCACAUCAUUCUUUUUCUUGUCAGAGAGGGAAUGCUGUUCUAGUGGUAGAUUUAUAUAAAAUACAUUUUGAGAAUAAAAUUCUAAAAAUUAAAAACAAAAAAACUACAACUUUUUUAAUUUUGAUUUUACAUGUGCCAACCUCUUCGGAAAAAUGGAAAUGUGAAAUAUGCUGUAAAAGACAAAGAAAGUGAUUUUCAUGUACGCGUACUUUCAUGACCUUUAAAGAAAAUACAGACGAAGAUCGAUUAUAGAAACCAGAGUUUGUAGUUCAUACACAAAAAUAAGGUUACAAAUAAACUAUUGUUGUUUUUU